Messenger RNA from Misgurnus anguillicaudatus (oriental weatherfish), 2316 nucleotides. The record is from RefSeq and is a predicted model, not a curated record. NCBI's taxonomy places the organism in Eukaryota, Metazoa, Chordata, Actinopteri, Cypriniformes, Cobitidae.
UUAUAACGUUUUUAUCACGUUACAUUUAUAAUUUAUUCAGAAUAAAUGUUUUUAUACUGAAAAAGCAAUAAUAUCACAAUUUUUAAAAAUAUUUCAUAUUUUAUUCGCUUUCUAUUGUUUCUUUUUAUUUCCUUAUAUCUUAGCUUAUGUCGUCUUCCUGUUUGUUCUAAAAUUAUUAUGUUUACAUACUUAAUAAAUAUAUAAAUAUUCGCGCACGCACAAGCACACGCGCACGCGCGCGUGCACACACACACACACACACACACACACACACACACAUAUGAGUGUUAUUAAUAUAUAAACAGGCGUUUUUAAUUUAUGUGUAAACAUAAUACUUUUAUAAUAGUUUUAGAACAAACACGUAAGGUAUAAAUAUAAGGAAGAAAUAAUAGAAAACAUGAAAAUGAUGAAUAUAUUUAAUUAUUUAAUUAACGUUAAUACAUAUAUAAAACAUGAUAGUAUUGCUUUUAUAUGUACUUUAGCGAUUCAGACUGUAAAAAUAAUUGAUUUAGCAAAAAAGAGCAAUACAUAUACAUUACAUGCAUAUCAGAAGCCAACCCAUUUAAACUUUUUAUUUAUCUAAAAAAUGAACGUAAAGUGAUGAAAACGCUAUAAGAAACAUUGCACUAAAGAGAAACAUCAGGCUUCGACAGAACACCGGAUCAAUAACAAUCACGGUUUAAUGCUAAAACACUUCUCACAGCUACUGCGGAGCAGUCACUUUCUGCAACCAGUUUGGCUCCUCCUACAAAAAACGUCAUCUCUCUAGUCAGACGACAACAUCGCUCUUCUUUCAUCUUAGGGCGAGGCAUCGUUCUUAUAAACAAGAUCCUCAACGAACUCACAAGUUAAUUCAUUCAGCUGCGACACAGAAGAGAAGAUCAUUACGUUGUGAAAAUGGAGUCUUUGUCUGCAGCAAACACACAAUUCUCUCUCAAUGUGUUUAAGAAGAUCAGUGAGAUAAACACUAGUGGAAAUGUCUUUUACUCUCCUCUCAGUAUCUCCUCGGCUCUGGCCAUGGUGUCACUUGGUGCUAAAGGAAACACAAAAGAUCAGAUCUUACAGGUGAUGACACAUAAAAAAUCUUCUGUUCAGCAGGAGGACCAAAUUCAUUCCAGCUACAACAAACUCAUGAACGAGUUGAACAAACCAGGAGUGCCAUAUAUGUUGAGUCUUGCCAAUCGUCUGUAUGGAGAGAAAUCCUAUCAGUUUAUUGAUAAAUUCAUUAGUGACUCACAAAAAUACUACCAGGCUGGACUGGAGUCUGUGGACUUCAUAAAAAACUCAGAAGCUGCACGCGUCAACAUCAACAACUGGGUGGAGAAAACGACACAAGGGAGGAUCAAGGAUUUGCUGGCACAGGGGAUCCUUAAUAAUAUGACACGUUUGGUUUUGGUGAACGCCCUCUACUUCAAAGCGAACUGGGAGAGAAAAUUCUUCCGGCCAUACACUGUUGAUCGACCAUUCAAAGUGAACAAGAAUGAAACUAAACCAGUGGAGAUGAUGAAUCAGGAUAAAGACUUUCCUCUGACCUUCAUCCCAGAGGUGAACAGUCAGAUCCUGGAGCUGCCGUAUGUCGGGAAUAAUAUGAGUAUGUUGAUCAUCCUUCCAAAUGAGAUUGAAGACGACACCACUGGACUUCAGCAGCUGGAGAAAACACUGACCUAUGAGAAACUCAUGGAGUGGACCAAACCUGACAACAUGAAGAUACAAUACCUUGCAUUAUCUCUUCCUAAAUUCAAGCUGGAAGAAACUUAUGACAUGAAGAAUCUACUGGUGAAACUGGGAAUGGUGGAUGCUUUUUUGGGGAAGGCAAAUUUUUCAGACCUUUCCCACAAUAAUGAUCUGGUGGUGUCUGAGGUGAUUCAUAAAACCUUUCUUGAGGUCACUGAAGAUGGAACAGAAGCAGCAGCAGCUACUGGUGUGGUCAGUAUUUGCUACGAUGGAGGCCCCGUCAUUUCAAAGGCUUUCAAUGCUGAUCAUCCCUUCCUGUUUUUCAUCCGACACAAUCCCACCAACACCAUUCUGUUUUAUGGACGCUUCUGUUCUCCAUGAGCUCCUUCUGGUAAAGAUGAUGUGAUUGUCAUGUAUUGUAUGGCUACAAUCACUGCAGAGCCUGAGGAGCAAAUCUGCAUCCUUCAGGAUACAAGCCCAACUCUCCAACUAGACCACAACUUUGUAUACAUGACAAACAAUAAAUCCUUUGCAUUAUUUGCUUUGCAUUUUCACACUUGUGUUUUCUGUGUCUUCUUCUGUGGUCCUGUUGUAAAAGUAAUACAACAUUAAAAUUUGUGGUAAGCAAAUUGUUUGACCCUA